Aspergillus mulundensis is the source of this 1716-nucleotide messenger RNA. RefSeq names its product MFS transporter. Gene Ontology annotation, molecular function: polyamine transmembrane transporter activity. The transcript is spliced from 2 exons. Gene Ontology annotation, biological process: transmembrane transport; intracellular polyamine homeostasis. Bases 1 to 1716 code for a protein of 571 amino acids. Lineage: Eukaryota; Fungi; Ascomycota; Eurotiomycetes; Eurotiales; Aspergillaceae. The record is from RefSeq and is a predicted model, not a curated record.
AUGGCCGCAAACAUCAAGAUGGAGGAUAAAGGCGCUGCAGAAAACAGAGCCCAAGAAGGGCCAUACGAAAUAGCUCAAGACUCAACUGCGAUCUCGAACAACAAUGAUCAUGACGACUCCCACUCGCUCUCCUCAUCCCAAAACUCAGAAUUGGACCGCCACCCAACAACACCAGGCAAAGACGUUGAAGACCAGGUCAAGGUGACACCUGCAGCGGCCUCAGAGGAAGAAGUUCCCAGAGUCGUGCCACGCCUCUCGCGCCGCGGCCUCUUCGGCCAGAUCACACUAUUAGAAGAAAUCGAAAACCCGAAAUGCUAUCCGCGGAACAAGAAAUGGUUCAUCACCUUCGUCGUUGCAGUGGCCGGCUCUGUCGCGCCCAUGGGAAGUUCCAUCUUCUUUCCCGCGCUCUCUCAGGUAGCAGACGAGCUCAAUGCAACAACGACGGUUACGAAUUUGACUAUCUCGCUGUACAUGCUAAGCAUGUCAAUCUUCCCGCUUUGGUGGUCGUCGUUCAGUGAGCGAUUAGGAAGGAGAACCAUCUACAUCGUGUCGUUUGCGCUCUUUGUCGUGUUCAACGUGCUUUGCGCUAUUUCGAGCUCAAUAGCCAUGCUUAUCGUUAUGAGGUUGCUUAGUGGUGGUGCGUCCGCUUCUGUCCAGGCCGUCGGUGCAGGGACCAUCGCAGAUAUAUGGGACACGCGGGAGCGAGGGCGCGCAAUGGGGAUAUUUUACCUGGGGCCGCUGUGCGGGCCAUUGAUUGCGCCUAUCGUCGGAGGAGCCCUGGCGCAGCGGUGGCAAUGGCGAAGCACGAUGUGGUUCUUCUGCGCAUAUGGUGCCAUCGUUGUGGUUCUCAUUCUCCUUGGUCUCCCAGAGACAUUGUCAAAGGCAAACCAGAAACCCAUCAUGCCCGCAGAUUCGCCAGCAGAUGAAACGCUCUCCCGCCGCGCCUCCCGUGUCUCCUCCGUACAAACCCAAGUCCUCAGCACCACAACCCGCUGGCUUAAGCUCGCCAAGAUCGUCUUCGUCGACCCGCUCAAGAUCAUCCUGUACCUGCGCUAUCUCCCCGUACUAUUGACUGUCUACUACGCGGCUAUUACCUUUGGAUCUUUGUACGUGCUGAACGUCAGCAUUGAGAACAGUUUCGGGAAAGACCCCUACAAUUUCGAUACAAUCAUCGUAGGCCUGCUCUACAUCCCCAAUUCUCUGGGUUACUUUGUAGCGAGUUUAUUUGGCGGCCGCUGGAUCGACAAGAUCAUGGAGCGGGAAGCGAAGAAGGCGAAUCGUUAUGAUGAAAAGGGCAAUCUCAUCUUCCGACCGGAGGACCGUAUGCGCGAGAAUGCUUGGUUAGGCGCUUUGCUUUACCCAGCCGGUCUUAUCUGGUAUGGAUGGACGGUUGACAAGGGCGUCUUUUGGCUUGCACCGAUGAUCGCGAACUUCUUCUUCGGCAUCGGCUCAAUGCUUAUCUUUAGUAUGGUGACAACCAUGCUCACCGAGUUCAUGCCCAAAAAGUCCUCUGAGGGCGUGGCUCUCAACAACUUCACCCGCAACAUUUUUAGUUGUGUGGGCUCGUUUGUUACAGCGCCUAUUAUCAACGGCAUCGGCAAUGGCUGGCUGUUUACUAUUAUUGGCCUCGUAGCGUUUGCGAGUAGUGGCGUUAUUGUUGUCAUGAAAGUUUUUGGGCCCAGGUGGAAGGAGGGGAUGGAUAAAUUGAUGCAAUAA